Molecule: messenger RNA, 9215 nt
Organism: Morone saxatilis (striped sea-bass)
Lineage: Eukaryota; Metazoa; Chordata; Actinopteri; Moronidae
Gene: kat6a
Product: K(lysine) acetyltransferase 6A
Exons: 18
Biological process (GO): nucleosome assembly; regulation of DNA-templated transcription
Cellular component (GO): nucleosome; MOZ/MORF histone acetyltransferase complex
Molecular function (GO): DNA binding; histone acetyltransferase activity
Source: RefSeq, a predicted model, not a curated record
CAGUGUUCCCCCCUCCCCCACCAGCCGUGCUCCUGUUUCACUCAAAGAUGGCGUCGGCUCUAGAACCCCUGGUCUGUGGCUGCAUUUUUAGGCUUGUUGUUGUCUCCGUUUCGCACGGUUUUGGCACCUUCUCCGCGGCGGCUCGACACGAAAUUCCGGGUUCCUCAGAGAGGAGAGUGCAAUAGGCAUGAAGGUGAUCAGCCCUGGCUGCUCCCUGGGGUGAGAUAUCUGUUCUGUCCCAGGCCCACACUGCUGGAAUAGUGAGACACCGAGAGAGAACAAGGAACGAGGAAACCUGGAUGCAGGAAAAAUCUUGUGGAAUUUUAUACUCCACAGAAAAGAGAUUUACUGUGUUGCCCUCACCUUUAUCAUUGAAACACUAAUUUCACAUCUCGGAGACCAUGAUCAUCUUCCACCACUCACAUUGAGAAUUGGCUAGUUUGCCACAACCAGGAACAGUUAUUGUCCAUAUUUAGGUAUUUUGCAACAGGAAAAGUGGGAAACACCUUAUUUUUGUGAAAGCCUCUUCUAUUAUCAAGAUCUAUUCUACCCUACCUUGUGUGCUGAGUCGGAGUUUAAGUUGCUGAUACACCUGCUACUUCCUCCUCCCCCUGCUUCUUGCCAGGGACCUUCACCUGGCUGGGAGCGGGUGGUGGGUAGACUGCAUUUUACCAGGUGGAGGAUUGGCUCAGGGGGUUUGUGCUAUGGUCAGCUGCUCAUUACCGUCCUGCUCAUACUCAGCUUCUGAGGGACUCUCUGUGCGACCCCAGGACAAGGGAUAGUAAGCAGGCAGAGGGCAAGAGGAAGAGGAGGAGGCGGCGGCGCUACGGCGCAGGCCAGGUGUUUCCUUGGCUUACACUACCUGUUUUUCGUGUGUGGUCAUUGCGGUAAGACCGCAGGGCUGCACCCACUCAGACCGCAGCCAUGGUGAAACUGGCAAACCCAAUGUACACUCAAUGGAUCCUAGAGGCCAUCAAGAAGGUGAAGAAGCAGAAGCAGCGACCAUCAGAGGAGCGCAUUUGCAAUGCGGUCUCCAUGUCCCAUGGUCUGGACCGCAAAACGGUUCUGGAGCAGUUGGAGCUUAGCGUUAAGGAUGGUACCAUCCUUAAGGUCACCAACAAAGGUCUCAACUCCUACAAGGACCCCGACAACCCUGGGCGCUUGGCUCUGCCCAAGCCCAAAGGUAGUGGCAGCUCUGGAGGUGGAGGAGGAGGCGGCGGCGGCGGCGGCGGCGGUGCGCGGGCGUACAGCAGCGCACGGUGUGGUGGUGUGUAGUGUGGGUUGGUCUCUCACUCCCAUUCAGGGAAGAAACCGGGACUCGACUGGAACAAGUUGAUUAAGCGGGCUCUGGAGGGGCUCCAUGAGCCUGGUGGCUCCAGCUUAAAGAACAUUGAACGCUUUCUCAAGUGCCAGGCUGAUGUGGCGGCCUACUUGUCAGGCAGCGGCUCCAUGGGGCCUGGCCUCUUCCACCAGCAGCUGAGGGUGGCCCUGAAGAGGGCCGUGGCCCAUGGGCGCGUGGCUAAGCAGGGUCCACUGUUCCAGCUCGUCAGCCGCAGCAGCUCCCUGGACGACGGGACUGGGACGGUGUCUCUGGAGUCACUGCCACCUGUCCGGUUGUUGCCCCAUGAGAAAGACAAGCCGGUGGCUGAGCCCAUUCCCAUCUGCAGCUUCUGCUUGGGGACCAAGGAGCAGAAUCGCGAUAAGAGGCCAGAGGAACUCAUCUCCUGCGCCGACUGUGGCAAUAGUGGCCACCCGUCCUGUCUCAAGUUCUCCCCAGAGCUCACAGCGCGAGUCAAGGCUCUGUGGUGGCAGUGCAUCGAAUGCAAGACUUGCAGCAGCUGUCAAGAUCAAGGAAAGAAUGCGGACAACAUGUUGUUCUGCGACUCCUGUGACCGGGGCUUCCACAUGGAGUGCUGCGAUCCUCCCCUCACGCGGAUGCCAAAAGGCAUGUGGAUUUGUCAAAUCUGCCAACCCAGGAAAAAGGGAAAGAAGCUUUUACAUGAAAAGGCAGCACAAAUCAAACGGCGCUACAACGCACCGCUGGGACGGCCCAAGAACAGGCCGGGGCGGCCCUUCAAGAAGCUUGGUGGGCGUGGUCGGCGGAAGCGCUCGGCCUCACCCAACUCAUCCUCCAGCUCGUCCUGUGAGGGUUACCCUGGGGACGACCGGCUGCUUUUUUCGCUGCGGGAUGACGACGACCUGUCGCAGAGCAGCCUGCGCUUCAACAACAAGACCAAGGGCCUCAUUGACGCCCUCACAAAGUUCUUCACACCGUCGCCCGAGGGCCGUAAGGCGCGGCAGGAAGUGGUGGACUACUCCCAGCAGUGCCGCAUUCGAAAGAAAUCCCAUCGCAAAGGAGAUGGAGAUGAUAGAGGGGACAAUCAAGAAGGCAGCGACUGGCGUGAUGAAGAUGAAAAACUGCCUGGCCACGAGAACCUGACGGAAAAAGAUAUUGAACUGUUCAGACACAUCCAGGAGCUGGCACUACAGAAAGUCGGGGUGACGGGUCCACCAGACCCUCAGAUGCGCUGUCCGUCAGUCAUCGAAUUUGGAAAGUUUGAAAUCCAGACGUGGUAUUCGUCUCCCUACCCACAGGAGUACAGCAGACUACCCAAGCUCUACUUGUGUGAGUUUUGCCUGCGCUACAUGAAGAGUCGCAGCAUCCUGUACCAGCACAUGAAGAAGUGCAACUGGUUCCACCCCCCUGCCAAUGAGAUCUACAGGAAGGAUGAAGUCUCUGUAUUUGAGGUUGAUGGAAAUGUGAGCACAAUCUACUGUCAGAACCUGUGUCUGCUGGCCAAGCUGUUCCUGGACCACAAGACCCUCUACUAUGACGUAGAGCCCUUCCUUUUCUACGUCCUGACCCAGAACGACGGCAAAGGUUGCCACCUCGUCGGGUACUUCUCCAAGGAGAAGCACUGUCAACAGAAGUACAACGUAUCAUGCAUCAUGAUUCUUCCACAGUACCAGCGCAAAGGCUAUGGACGCUUUCUCAUUGACUUCAGCUACUUACUGUCCAAGCGCGAGGGCCAGCCAGGAUCUCCAGAGAAGCCUCUGUCGGACCUAGGUCGGCUGUCCUACAUGGCCUACUGGCGCAGUGUGGUGUUGGAGUGUCUCCACGAGGUCCGCGAUCGGCAGAUCACCAUACGACAACUUAGCAAACUGACCGGGAUCUGCCCACAGGACAUCACUACCACCCUGCACAGCCUCAACAUGCUGGAGCAGCGAGGAGACAGGAUGGUUCUGGUGCGAAGGGAGAAGCUGGUGAUUAACCACAUGACUCGCCUGAAGGCCCGGCCACGGCAGCUGGAGGUCGACCCCGAGUGUCUCCGUUGGACUCCUGUCAUUGUAACCAACACUGUGGUGUCUGACGCCGAUGGAGAUGAUGACGAUGACGAGGAGGAUGAGGAACCAGAGGAAGACAACCGCAAAGAGAUCAAACCAAGUCACAAGGUCCCACCAAUGUCCUGGCACAUGCGCCAAAAGAAGAAGAGGGACGAGGAGGAGGAAGAGGAAGAGGAAGAAGAGGAGGAAAGAAAGGGCUUCCUGGGGUUUCCGAUUAGCCAAAGCUCUCCAACUUCCCCUCUCGUUCGCUGUCCACCCCCUGUCCCAGAACCAACACGACCCCCUCCCCCAGCAAAUGGGGAACGCAGACCACGGGGACGCCCACCCAAAAACUGGCCUUGGGGGAAGGUGAAAGACAGUGCACGGGUUGGACGACCGCCUAAGAACCGCCCUGUGGAGGACGAGGAUGAUGAAGAUGAGGAGAGGACAGAGGGAGGAAAAACCGCAGGCUCUGCCAGCAGCCCCCCUUCCCUUUUCUCCCUGGACAGACAAGCAGAGUCCACAGCUUUUCACUCACUAGACAUGGCCAGGCCCUCUAUAACCCCUACGCGAAGAGGGCGGCCCCCAAGGAAAAAGAGAGGCCCUAAGCCUAGACUGACAGAAGGGCCUGGAGAGGGGCUGGCACAGCUUCCUGUCGUUUCCAGGUUGAAUGAGUCUCCACCUGUCAGGAAGAGCUGCUUCAGUGAAAGCAGUGAAGAGGAGGAGGAUGACGAUGAUGAAGAUGAUGAAGAGAGAAGGGCAUGCUCUCCACCCAUCCUCACCAAGCCUGCCAUGGGGCUUAAAUGCAAGAAGCCACUGAGGAAGCGUCGCUUUCGCCAGCGUAGCCACCCUCACAGCAGCGUGGUGACAGAGACCAUUUCUGAGACCACAGAGGUGUUGGAUGAGCCCUUUGUAGACUCAGACUCAGAGAGGCCAAUGCCCAGGCUGGAGGAGGAGACGCCCCUGGGCCACCCACUGCACCGCUACCCCCCAGGCCGUUCUGCUCUGAGGUUGUCUGACCCAGCACCCAAAAGGGGCCGGCACUCCAACCUCACAGAUUCAGAGGAAGACGAGUUAACACCUGUGCUGAAGCCCGUGGCUGCUCUGCCAGCAAUGCCAUCAGAGAACCUAUCGUCCAACCCUGAGGUCCCAGUCAAGAAGAAGAAAGGGUGGCCCAAGGGAAAGAGCCGCAAACCACUGCACUGGAAGAAACGGGGACCUGGUAAACCACCUGGGCCCAACCAGCGAGCAAUCACCGACAGCCAGGCCCAAAGUGGGGAUCCUCCACCCCCCAAAAUCAAGAUGAAGCCUGGCCGCAAGCCCCGGAGCUGGUAUCUGCAGCGAGCCCAGGAGGAGGCAGAGAGGCAGGAGCAGGAAAGACUGUUGGAGCAGCAGCUGGACAAAGACCCUCAGCUGCUCCAGACAGAUGAGCGGAAGCGAGUCUGCAGAACCAACACCGACAGAGACAACAAACAGAAAGACUCUGAUGAAGAAGAUGACUUUCUCCCUAAGCCUGUUGAGCAGAAGCAUCACCCACACCACCCCCAUCACCACUCCAAUGAGCUGGACCUGGAGACUAUGCAGGCCGUCCAGUCCCUGACACAGGGGGAAGCCCAGGACGAAGAGACUGAACCCCAGCCACACCACGGGGCCUACCAGGACUGUGAGGAGACCCUAGCUGCCUGCCGGACCCUGCAGAGCUACAGCCACGCAGGGGAGGCGGAGGAGGAGGCCCUGGCCUUAGUGGAGGAGUGCGGGGCGUCGCAACACAGCAGCCCCCUGCCUAAUCCCGCAGUGCCACCCCUGCCCAGUCAAUCUGUGCGCUCGGUGAACAGUCCGGGGUUGCCCUCAAACAUCAUGGACACAACAGCAGCGGGGCAGAGGGGAGGCACGCCUGGCCCCACUGGAGCAGGGGGCAGUGGUGGAGGUGCAGGAGCGGGGUACACGCAGAUCACGCCAGAGCAUCCCAGUUCUCUGUCCGCUCCCUCCCAGCAGAACAUGGAGACGUCGCCGAUGAUGGAUGUGCCGUCUGUGUCGGACCACUCCCAGCAGGUGGUGGACAGCGGCUUCAGUGACCUCGGCAGCAUAGAGAGCACUACAGAGAACUACGACAACCCCAGCAGCUAUGACUCCACCAUGGGCGGAGGGGGCAAUGGAACGGGGAAUGGCGGGAACGGAGGGGGAAUGUCAGCUGCUGUAGUCGCAGGAGCUUCCACAGCUUCCUCCUCAUCAGCCUCCUCUUCAAGCUCGGCCACGCCGUCCUCUUCCUCCCAGUCUAACAGCUGCUCCUUUGUGCCAGCCCCCAGCCUCACAUCUUCCACAGGAACUGGAGGAUCCCAGCUAGCGAUGGGCAGCUGUAGCCUCAUCCAGCAAACAGGACCAGGGCCCAACAGUGGACCAGGGGCCGGUAAUGUAGGGAGUGCUGUGCCCCAGCCACCACCACCCCCACCGCCGUCCAACACUCCCAGCUGUGGCAUCAAGUCUCCUCAGAGCUGUGGUGUGAUCGAGAGGCCGCCCAGCACCAACCAGCAGCAACAGCAGCAGCAGUCCCAAAAAAAGGUUCCUCAGCAGCCCCCUCAGCAACAGCAACAAGCCCCCAACCCUCAGCCUCCACCAUCAGCCCCACCACCACCGCCGCAGCAACAACAGCAGGCUCUGUCCCAGUGUAGCAUGGGCAAUGGCUUUGCCUCCACACCCAUGAUCAUGGAGAUCCCAGAGAGUGGAGGCGGAGGAGGGGGCCGCACCCUGUAUGAGCGCAUGGGUCAGGACUUUGGCACAGGGGGCUACCCCCAGCCCUCAGCAACCUUCAGCCUGGCCAAACUUCAGCAGCUCACAAACACCAUCAUGGACCCCCAUGCCAUGCCCUACUCCCAUUCAGCCUCUGUCACCUCCUACGCCACCAGUGUUUCUCUUUCCAACCCUGGGCUGGCCCCUUCACCCCACACUCCCCUCCCUCAGGGCCAGCCCACUAUGACCCCACCUCCUAACCUUAGCUCUGGCUCCAUGAACCUGGGUUCUCUGCAGUUGCAGUGCAACAUGCCCACCACCAACAUCGGUCUGGGACCCCCACCACACACGCAGCGGCUACAGGGCCAGAUGGCUACAGUCAAAGGCCAUAUUUCCAUCCGAUCCAAAGCCACUCAGCAACUGGCCCCGGCCCCACACCAGCAGCAGCUCUAUGGCCGCAGCUCAGGGGCUGUGGCCAUGCAGGGCACACCGCGCACCUUGGCGGUGCAGCGCGGUAUGAUGCCAAACCUCAUGCCUACGCCAGCACCAUACAAUUCCAUGAACAUGACGUCCCUCAAUGCCAUGUCAGCUGGCUACCGAAUGCCCCAACCCAUGAUGAACAGUGGUUAUCACGGCAAUCCCCCUUACAUGAAUCAGCCAGCCCAGUACCCCAUGCAGAUGCAGAUGGGCAUGAUGGGAGGGCAGGGUUACCCGCAGCAGCCUAUGCAGCCCAAUCACCACGGCAACAUGAUGUACACUGGCCCCUCCCAUCACAGCUAUGCUGGUGUCCCAAAACAGUCACCUUACAUGAGCAGAUGAGCAGCCAAGAACUGAAAAAGGAGACAUGAGGCCAGAGCUGAUACUCGCUGUACUCUAAAUGUCCAUUACUCCUGUUCACCCUCUCCAGUGCCACGACAGGCACCAGUGAGUGAAGGUGGUUGGAGACAGAGAGGGUCUUUGGGUUUCCUGUUUUUCUAUGUUGUCAUUUUGUCCCUUUUUAUUUGGGCUCGUUUUCCCUCCCCUCCCAGCUGGCUGUGUAUGGGAGCAAGUCGAUAGGAUUCCGGGCUGGGGUGUGUACAUGGACCUCGGCCGUACCAUGCUGCUUCAGGCCAGGCCUACACAGUCCUCUGUAAUGUGGUUUCUCACAGGCCCUGGAGCCUCCUCCUCCUCGUGAUGUACAGGAGGAGAGUAGGGGAGGACAAGGAUGACGAGGAAGAUGCACAGAGAAAGACAAUACAGGAGUACCUUGUCUGUUGUCUGACUGCGAAUGAAAAAACAGUGGUUAACUGAAUAUAUUCAACCAUGCACACAAUCUUUUAAUUGAUAUGGGAAGCCUUACCUUGAAAAAAGAGACAAUGAAACAUUGUAGGCGGACUCUUGUUUUGUUAAACAUAAUGUUGAAUCCUAUUUUUGUUGUCGUUGUUUUUGUUGAUUGUUUUUUGAAAUACUCGUGUGCAGUCCGACCUCUUAUAUGCUUUGGUCUUUAUAUGUGUGGCAUUCUGAAAUGGUGAUACACCUCCUUGCUCUCUCAGAAAUACCCAAACAUCUCUGUGGCCAAGCGGUCAGACAGCUUUUCACCUAGUUCCAGAAAAGCAGAGGAGUAGGGCCUACAGUGUUUGAAGUGUCGAGUUGUUUCUAGAGUCUGCUUCCCAGAUGGACGGUGUUGUACCAAAAACAGCAAAGACGCAGAAGGGAGGAGCGCGUUACUGUCUUAUUAUAUGUCCAUAAAUGAAACAAGUAGCAUUAUUUUCCAGUUUGCUGCCACUCUGAAACGUUUAGAUGUAAAUAUUCUGGUACUUCCCAAUAUCCAGCGCACACACACACACACACAAAAAUACACACUGGCUAGCUGUCGCCAAUUGGUGGCUAGCUCAGGAAAGUACAACAUUCAGCUGUUCUUGUCCACACUCCACUGACAGACGGUGUACUAUGUCAGCCUUUUUUAGCAGUUUAGGGAUUGCAGAACAAACUGUGGGUUUUCCAUUUGACUGCUUUAAGGAAAGUCAGUUAACUAGCUGACCUCCCCUCCUUAAGUGUUAGUGACCCAAAGAGGUCGAGGAGUCUGCUUUUGAAUGGUGUAUUUUUUCUGUAAUUUUUUUUUAUUGUAUUUUUCUUUUCUGCGAAAUUCUGCACUCCCAUUGGCUAGAAAUAUGGCGGUAGACAGUUAUCCUUUAUAAAAGGUGUGCCUAAAUGCCUGAUCUAGUGCAUGGUUUGGCCCUCACAUAGAGGCACACUCAUAUGAAAGCAGGGUCGGAGGUGAAGUGUUCGAGGUCCUGUUGGUAAUGGCGUUCAACUGGCAGGGGUGAAACGGUUGACCUUGUUGCUCCAUGUACCAGUAUUCAAAGUCAAAAGAGGAGUUUUCGUUUUCUUACAGACCUGACAUUGCAUACUUUAUUUGUGUGUAUUGUUCUGUUCUGUACUUAUUUUUUGUUGUGUUUCUUUCUGAAUUUUAUCAGACUGGGCAGCUUUCUUUUAUGACACAAGCUGACUCUUUUUGACUUUAGAAAACCUAUUGUAGAGAAAAUGUUUUUUCUAUAAUAUAAAAGGAAACUCUGACAUUGAUAUUGGUACUGUCAUUUUUUUCACUUCUGUUUCAGGAAAAAAAAACAAUACAUAUUUUUUAGCUCGCCUCUUGGGUAAUAAUUACUAAGAAAUUCAAAAUUUAAAAAAAUUACCACUCACUUUUAGUGACUUUAAGAUGCCUUUAACCUCUCCAUUCCAUCUCAUCUCUAGAGUUUUUCUAUCUUUGUGUAGUAUAUUAAUGCUAUUUUAAACAAAAGGACUACAAAUAUCUAAAGGUCACUUGGCAUUCUUUUCUUUAUCUUUUUUUUUUUUUACUUGUGUGUGUAUAGGAUGACUUCCUUACAUUUAAGAGGCAUGUAAAAAGGAGCUCAGUAUAUUUCUGUCUGUUUAUAUCGCUUCCCUUUUUGUAUCCUUUGUAAUUGUACAUGUUGCGUUGUAUGCUAAGAGAGAGCGCAAAAUAAAGAGAGGAGUGACAGCUGGGCACAGUGAAGGUUGAUUUGCGCUCAGCGGCCUCAACUCUCUACUCUGUCCCUGUAUGUAUUUCCAUUUAUUCUGUUUUUUUUUCUUUCUUUCUUAGCAAGUACUUUCAAAGAACUCUGUACAUUUUAACAUAAAAUGAAAAUAAAUUAUGUUGAGCCAUU